This is a messenger RNA of Colletotrichum gloeosporioides, 1035 nucleotides long. RefSeq lists its product as uncharacterized. The coding region runs from base 1 to 1035 and encodes 344 amino acids. The transcript has a single exon. Lineage: Eukaryota; Fungi; Ascomycota; Sordariomycetes; Glomerellales; Glomerellaceae. The record is from RefSeq and is a predicted model, not a curated record. Gene Ontology annotation, molecular function: protein binding.
AUGAAAGCCGCAUCGCCUAUUCCAGGUUUGCCGUUCGAAAUUGUUUUGGCUAUAGUUGGGGUAAUUCAGGAUGUCUCUACUCUAAGUGCCGUGUCCCAGACUUGUCACGAUCUGUACGAGGCGGCGUCACCGCUGCUGUACCGAAAUGGACUAGCCAGAGACGACACGGAAGUUCAGAGUAGCAUCAAUAUCCACACAAACUACGACAUUGAGGAAACUCCCCGCGACUAUACGCUGAAGCCUUACGCAAAUCCUAUCGUUCUCUGGGCGGCAGCUGCAGAUCCCGUCGUUGGCCUGCCGGUUCUUGAGAAGGUUUUGUCCCUUCGACCUUUGCAUUUGUGGGCGACAUUCCACCUCCCUGGGCACACCUGUGAACCACAUUGGCCCUGGACUACCAACACAGAAGAGCCAUUGUCAGCUGGUCGUAUCACGUCAUUGCACGUCGCUGCCUCGGUGGGAAAUUUUGCAGCCGUUUAUUGGCUGUUAGAAGACCAUCUUUCGCGAAGUACGCUCGGUCUCGAAGUCACAGCCACUUAUGCUUGCAUGUGCCCAUCUUCUCACCUGAAUAUUUUACGACAAAACCAUGGGCUCCUUGAUGCAGAAGACUGCCCCGACGCCACCCCUCUUCAUCUAGCGCUGGCGCAUGGACAUAUUGAUGUGGCUAGAUUAUUGAUCCUUUGCGGUGCCAAUUGGUCUGGAUUUACGGACGGCUGUCAUGGUGUGACAGGCUUGAUGAUGAUUGCCUCGAAUGGUCAGGUGGAACUUUUGAAGUGGCUGUUUGACAAUGGGCUGCUCACCAAGCAGGCUGUGGAGCACGAAGACAAUAUGGGUUUCACCGCCGAAGACUACGUCUGUAGUUGCGACAGCGAAGUAGAGAGGGGUGUGAUGAAAUCUUGGUUAACCGAAAUAAGGACAGGACUUAAGAUUGAUAUGUCUUUAGACGUUUCAUGCGGCAUAUCAGAUUUGUUCUUGGGCAAAGACGAAAGCUCGCCAACGCAAAAGAGCAUGACAAGUCCCGAAGGCCUCGUUGAUUAG